Clarias gariepinus (North African catfish) is the source of this 1139-nucleotide messenger RNA. It is a transcript of the gene arl6ip4, whose product is annotated as ADP-ribosylation factor-like 6 interacting protein 4. NCBI's taxonomy places the organism in Eukaryota, Metazoa, Chordata, Actinopteri, Siluriformes, Clariidae. The record is from RefSeq and is a predicted model, not a curated record. The coding region runs from base 128 to 886 and encodes 252 amino acids. The transcript is spliced from 6 exons.
ACGCACCGGAAGUUGUUUGAAGAGCUUCGCUGUGUCGACGCACAAAGAAUAAAAAUACUUUAAUCUGGUGUGUUUCUGUAACAUCCAGAGGAGUUUCCUGCUCAAAUACGAAAUAUUGCAGAUUGCAAUGGGGAGAUGUCGGUCCAGAAGCAGAUCUCAUGAGAUCUCUGUAAGUAGGCGUAGAAAAGAGCAAAGAUCAUCAAAGAAACGUCAAAGAUCUAGCACUUCAUCCUCCAGCUCCAGAACUGCAAGUCCAAGUCCUCGCAAGAAACAUGCACAUGGUUCUAGCAAGAACCAAAGUUCAGAGCGAAUAUCGGAGAAGAAAAAGCAGAAAAGAAAACACCAUUCUUCCUCUUCAUCAAGCAGCUCUUCAUCCUCAUCUUCAUCCAGUGAUGAAGAGGCCAAGAAGAGGAAGCAUAAAAAGGCCAAAAAGAAAUUGAAGAAAAUGAAAGCAAAAGAAAAAAAGAAGCUAAAAAAGGAGAAGAAAAGGCUUAAAAAGAUAAAGAAGUUAGAAGCUAAGGCUGACACAUCAGCAAAUAAAGCUCCACUGAUGAUCUCUGUUCCAGUACCCGUUCAAAUAGAAAAACCCCAGUCAUACUUAGAGACCUGGCAAAGUGAUGAUGCCACUGAACAUGGUCCUGUAAUGACCGAUGAACAGAAGGCCAGUUUUUCCACUAAGAGGCCCCUGACAAAAGAGGAGUAUGAAGCCAGACAAAGUGUCAUCCGGCGAGUUGUUGAUCCCGAGACAGGACGUACAAGGCUUGUAAGAGGAGAUGGUGAAAUUUUGGAAGAGAUUGUCAGCAAGGAGAGGCACAAAGAACUCAAUAAGCAAUCAACCAAGAGAGAUGGCGAUGCAUUCCAGAAGAGACUAGGGAUUAACAGGUAGAGGAACACUUCACUGCUUUGUUGGACAUGUAAAACCUAUAUCCAGAUGGUUUUAAGCCAAAACCCUAAGGAAUCUUAGUUAUAUAUAUUCACUUGAAUCUACAGUAUUUUCAUGGCCUUGAAAAUGUCUAUAAAACGUGUUCCCAUUCUAUUUCUUGAACUGCUUUAAAAAUUGUCUAAAUAUUCCUGUUGUCUAUUUCUUAAGAUUUUUUUUACAGUUGUACAGACUGGAAAAAAAUAAAGGACAAAAUACA